CAGAGCCGCCGCCAUUUAUACACCACCGCCAUUUUGCAUCAACCCAAUAUACAGGUUAGAUUACAAAGAUCAAGGCCGAAAUGGAAAAUCAACUGUGCAAGCUCUUUGUCGGCGGACUUAACGUCCAGACGACCGACGAUGGGCUACGCCAACAUUUCGAGCAGUACGGGAAGCUCACGGAUUGCGUGGUGGUGCAGAACCAGCAGCUGAAGCGCUCGCGUUGUUUCGGUUUCGUGACCUACUCGAUUCCUGAGGAGGCGGACGCGGCCAUGUCGGCCCGUCCUCACGUUUUGGAUGGGAACAACGUCGAGCUGAAGAGAGCCGUGGCACGGGAAGAUGCAGGCAAGCCCGAAGCCCUAGCUAAGGUGAAGAAGAUAUUUAUCGGCGGUCUGAAAGACGACAUCGAGGAAGAUCACCUCCGCGACUGCUUCUGCCAGUUCGGUGCGGUGGAGAAAGCUGAGGUCAUCACAGACAAAGAGACCGGCAAAAAGAGGGGCUUCGGCUUCGUGUAUUUCGAGGAUAACGAUUCGGCCGACAAAGCCGUGGUCCUGAAGUAUCACGUGAUUAAUGGACAUAAAGUGGAGGUGAAGAAGGCCUUGACCAAGCAGGAGAUGCAGGCCGCCGGUAGUCGUGGCGGCCGUGGGGGCCGCGGUGGUGGGCGGGGGAUGGGGAGGCCACAGAACGGCUACGGCGGGCGAGGCGGCGGAUACGGCAACUACGGAGGCGGCUACGGGGGGAAUGACGGCUACAGCGGAGGCUAUGGAGGCGGAUACGGUGGCGGGUAUGGGGGAGGCUACGGGGACCAAAUGGAGGGCUACGGUGGUGGUAACGGCUACAAUGACUUUGGCAGCGGCUAUGGCCAGCAGUCCUCUGGCUAUGGCCCAAUGAAAGAGCAGACGCAUCUCACUUCUUGGGGUGUUUGCUUGAUGAGCCUCUGCUGUAGCUGACAAUCCAAACUGUUGCUCUGACAACUGAAGAGAGAACUCUUAUCAGUGAUUCUGUCAAGUUUGCAUAUGGAACGCAUAUGCUAGCUUCCUGG
Messenger RNA from Xyrauchen texanus (razorback sucker), 1039 nucleotides. Its product is annotated as heterogeneous nuclear ribonucleoprotein A0-like. The record is from RefSeq and is a predicted model, not a curated record. The coding region runs from base 81 to 947 and encodes 288 amino acids. Gene Ontology annotation, molecular function: RNA binding. The transcript is spliced from 3 exons. Lineage: Eukaryota; Metazoa; Chordata; Actinopteri; Cypriniformes; Catostomidae.